Molecule: messenger RNA, 2390 nt
Organism: Hippocampus zosterae (dwarf seahorse)
Lineage: Eukaryota; Metazoa; Chordata; Actinopteri; Syngnathiformes; Syngnathidae
Gene: cdc25b
Product: cell division cycle 25B
Exons: 15
Coding region: 343-2100 (585 amino acids)
Biological process (GO): protein dephosphorylation; G2/M transition of mitotic cell cycle; positive regulation of G2/MI transition of meiotic cell cycle
Cellular component (GO): cytoplasm; nucleus
Molecular function (GO): protein tyrosine phosphatase activity
Source: RefSeq, a predicted model, not a curated record
AGGAUGUAGCCAGUCUUUCUCCCUCAGAGAGCGGAGGCUGUCAGACCGGAGGAGUUCGCGCUGCUGCGCUCUGACACGAAAUAACCAUGCCUCUUUAGCACCUCGGACGGGCUGAAUUUGACAUUUAUUCACCCCCUUAAAAAGUCAUCAGCUACCAGUACUUAUUUGAACAUGUUUCCGUAACUUUUUUUUUCCGGAGGCUAAAUGGUUAGCUUGAGGUUUAGCUUACAACUCGGGGCACCUUGCUAAUUGGCGACUCCAAAUUCCACUAAACAACCCUUCCAAAAAAAAAAAUAUCGGAUAUCUUGAGGAGUCGACCUAGCUGGAGAAGAAAAUAACAACAUGGAUGAAUUUUUAGGCAGCGUUCGUCCCGUCGGCGGCGGUGCGAGGAGCAGGCCCGACGACAUCCCCGGUAUUUCCUCGUUGCCCGCGCCGGACGUGUGCCACCAGAUGGCCCACUGCAGGACUCUCUUCUCCCCAGUAACAGCCUCGGUUCACUCGCCUGUUAGCAACCUCGCGCUGGAUAUGAACAAAUUCAUGGGACUCGGCAGUCAAUGUGAUACACCGAAGAGGAGUGUGCGUGCACGCCUGGAGAAAGUGUCCCCCAUCGCCUCGGAUGCCUCAUCCGAUGCCGGCCUCGGCAUGGAUUACCCCAGUCCCAUCGAUACCCUGGAAAUGGAGGACUCGUUCGAGAAGGCCAUUCAACAGUCCAGUCGAGUCCACGAGAAAAUGCCCGUCAGGCGAAACAACUCCUUACCGCUUCAGCUCCUUUGCUUCAGUCCGACCCUGAAGGGAUCCGAACCAGACCCGAACCGCUACGGAGUAUUUGGCCAGCAGCCCGUCCGCGUCGACUCCUCCUCUUCCUCGAACGCCUCAUCGGCGUGGGACAACAAGGAGAACAUCCCCAAGGAGUGCUUUGAAUUCAAGAAGCCCACGCAGCCCGUGGCCCGCAGCCGAAUGCGCUCCGUCGACACUGCCCCCCCGAAAGAUCCUUUUGCCCACCGCCCCAACUCGGCGCCGGCCCUCAUGGUGUCGCCUCCCGCAGCGCAGCAGCCCCGGUUUAGCGACGACAGUCCGUUGUUCCUUCGAUGUUCCUCCCUCGCGUCACUCGACGACGACGACGACGACGAUGAUGACGGCUUCCUGGACGUGCUGGACGACAACAUGGAGAACACAGACGACAUGCCCCGAGGGAUGGCCGACUUGCUCACAGCGCCCCUAGUGGCUGACGGCUUUGGCGAAGGCUCGCCCGCGAUCCGCUGGCGGCCUCGGAGCCUUUUCCGCUCGCCGUCGAUGCCCAGCCCCUCCGUGUCGCGCCCCUGCGCCAAGCGGCCCGACUGCCCCCCCGACGACAACAACGCACCCGUGCAGGUCAAGCGACGUCGCAGCCUGGCGAGGUCUGAAGUCACCGCGGAGGACGUCGCUUCCCCCAAGACGGCUUGCAUGCAACUCCAGAGGUCCAAGUCCUUCUGCCAGGCGGACAUUGACAAAGUUCUCGACCGGAACGACGGCGCCGACGAACUUAUUGGAGACUUUAGCAAACCCUACGCUUUGCCAACGGUGGAGGGAAAACAUCAGGACCUCAAGUACGUCACGGGAGAAACGGUGGUGGCGGCGAUGAAGGGCGACUUCGGCCACCUGCUGGAGCGACUCAUCAUCAUCGACUGCCGCUACCCUUACGAGUAUGACGGCGGGCACAUCAAGGGUGCCCUGAAUCUCUACCUGGAAGACGAGGUCGAGGACUUCCUGCUGCGGCGGCCACCGCCCGAGGCCGCGGCGUGCCCAGACAACAAGCGCGUGGCGGUGCUGUUCCACUGCGAGUUCUCGUCGGAGCGCGGGCCGCGCAUGUGCCGCUUCGUGCGCGAGCGCGACCGCGCCAUCAACGACUACCCCAAGCUCCACUACCCCGAGCUCUACGUGCUCAAGGGAGGCUACAAGGAGUUCUUCCCUCUCUUCCAGGUGCAAUGCGAGCCGGAGUCGUACCGUACCAUGAUGGACGAGGACUUCCGCGAGGACCUGAGAAACUGUCGCCUGAAGAGUCGCUCGUGGGCCGGCGAGCGCAGCAAGCGGAGCAUGUACAGCCGCCUCAAGAAGCUCUGAGCGUCGCCCCCCCCCCCCCCCCCCGCGGGCCACGCCCCCUUUGAAUCCACCUUUGCCAACCACUUUUGGCCGAGUGUCUGCCAUCACUGCCAAUGUUCACUUUAAAAAAAAAAAAAGUCGCAGUACUUAAAAACACCUUCAUGGUGAGACUCGAUUUUUUUCUUUUUUUUUUUUUUUUUGUGUCCACCCCCACCCCACUCUCCACACUGCCUACGCGUUUUGACAAAUUGAGUUCCCCGUCGACCAUCUGAACCACAUCUACGUUGUCAUUGUUCUUAAUUUUUUUUUUU